AUGCUUAUGGUCAAGGAGGAAUUAGAGUAUAUACGAUCACGCUCUGCGGCUGGAGACUUUGAGCUUGUCAACGUCUUAGAUCAUAGCUCCACUGCGGCUACAUUUACUUUGAAGCUCCACGGGGUCCUUCUCACCAUUCAUUUAUCUGAAGCCGGGUUCAAGGUGCUCAGUCCCCCAGAGCAUGCAACGCAGAUAGGGUAUCCUACCAUCGAGGGCUUGCUUAUGUCUCAGAGUCAGCAGUUCACCGACGACUUUUUUGCACAGGUGUGCAACAAGUUAGAAUCUGAAUCUAAGAUGUCUUAG
This is a messenger RNA of Giardia duodenalis, 303 nucleotides long. RefSeq lists its product as uncharacterized. Lineage: Eukaryota; Fornicata; Diplomonadida; Hexamitidae. The record is from RefSeq and is a predicted model, not a curated record. The transcript has a single exon. The coding region runs from base 1 to 303 and encodes 100 amino acids.